UGCUCUCGUCCUCUGCGACUGUACUGACUGGCCAAUAUGUUGAGCCGACUCAUGAGCGGCAGUGAUCGGAGUCUUGACAGAGAAUUCAACUGUACAGUCCGACUGCUUGACGACUCGGAAUACACUUGCACGGUUCAGAGGGAUGCAAAGGGUCAGUGGCUGUUUGGGCAGGUCUGUCAGCAUCUGAACCUGCUGGAGAAAGACUACUUUGGCAUCAGAUUUGUGGACCCAGACAAGCAACGACAUUGGCUGGAGUUCAGUAAGCCAAUAACUAAACAAAUGAGAUCUCAGCCACCAUACACCAUGUGUUUGCGUGUAAAGUUCUAUCCCCCGGACCCUGCAGCUCUUAAAGAAGAGAUCACUAGAUACCUGGUCUUCCUACAGAUUAAAAGAGAUUUGUAUCAUGGCCGGCUCCUGUGCAAAAGUUUGGAUGCUGCCACAUUGGCUGCAUAUAUUCUGCAGGCUGAGAUUGGAGACUAUGACCCAGGAAAGCAUCCAGAAGGUUACAGCUCUAAGUUUCAGUUUUUUCCCAAGCAUUCUGAGCGCCUGGAAUGCCGUAUUGCUGAAAUUCAUAAAACUGAGCUGAUAGGCCAGAUUCCUGAGACCUCUGAGUUGAAUUUUUUAAGGAAAGCUCAGACUCUAGAAACAUAUGGAGUUGAUCCACACCCCUGCAAGGAUGUGUCCGGUAAUGCAGCAUUUCUUGCCUUUACCCCGUUUGGCUUUGUGGUUCUGCAGGGAAACAGGAGGAUUCAUUUCCUCAAAUGGAAUGAGGUGACCAAACUGAAGUUUGAAGGAAAAACCUUUCAUAUAUAUGCAACUCACCAAGAGGAUCAGAAGAUCAUCUUGACUUAUUUUGCUCCAACGCCGGAGGCUUGCAAGCACCUGUGGAAGUGUGGGGUGGAAAAUCAGGCUUUCUACCAGUUUGAGAAAUCAAGUCAAGUUCGCACUGUGUCUAGUAGUAAUCUCUUUUUCAAAGGGAGCCGUUUUAGAUAUAGUGGUAAAGUGGCAAAGGAGGUGAUGGAGCAAAGUGCCAAAAUCAGACGAGAUCCUCCAGAGAUCCACAGGGCUGGGAUGGUCCCCAGUAGGAGUUGUCCUUCGAUCACUCAUGGCCCACGACAGAGUAGCGUUCCCCGGACACGCAGGAGAGCAGUCCAUAUUUCCAUCAUGGAGGGUUUGGAGUCCUUGCGUGACAGUGGCCAUUCCACACCAGUGCGCUCGGUUUCCAAUGGCAACUCAUUCCUGCGCUCCCAUAGAAAUACAGCUGAGGGAGGAAGUGGGACAGCAGAAUUCUCAGAGGACUCUUACAGUCCCUCUGACAGCAUGCUUCCCACACCAUUGUCCAACGACCACUCUUCAGACCAGGCUCAGGUUCGCCACACCAAUGGCCCCCGCAGCAUCCAAGAUGUUCGGGGAACCGAAUCGGGCACUGUAGACCGGGCAAGGCCACUUGGUGUUAAGUCCAAAGGGAAACGUUCUCACCUGGAGAAGACUCGGACGACCCAACACAACCCAGAGGAAGAGCGGGUAAAUGAGUUCAUCUAUAGCUUGGCACGUCUUUUCUUAGUGACCCUGGCUCUGCUCUUUGCUCUCCUUCUCCUUCUUAUUGUGUUAACAGAGUCUGAGCUAGACUUGGCCUUUCUUAGGGACAUCCGGAGAACACCUGAAUUUCAGCAGUUCCACUAUGAAUAUUUCUGCCCCCUUAGGCGCUGGCUGGCCUGCAAGUUGCGCUGGAUGGGUGGACAUCUCAUCAAUAAAUGACAGUCUCAAGGGACAAGUAGUCUGAGAGUGGGACGUGCACCAUGAAAUUAGAAUGUACUAUUAUCUACAUAGCCAAAGCUGUGGACUCUAACACCAUGACAAGACAACUGUGUAUGUUUCAGCUCUAGUUAUUGUAUUAUACAAUUGUUCUCUGCAGCACUACUUUGUAGUUGGGUAAAAAUAUGGUAUGUGUAGCUCUAUAAAUGCUGCUUUCACCCCUUUAUCUAUUAUUUAAAAAUAAUAUCCACACUCAAGGUAUCGUCCCCCAGACUGUCUAGAGUGACCUCACACUGCAAUCAAAACAAAGAUGCCUUCAUAUAUCAGACUUGAUGAUAGUUGACAAUAGAUAGAGGCAUGAAAUAGCCAUUAAUGAAGUUGAAAAUGGGUCGAGAGUUCAGGAGUUUUUUUUGGAUUAAGUGCUUUGCAAGUGUAAAGUGUUGGUACAGGGUAGACAUUUGAUCCAUACCAAAUGUGAAUAUAGGUAAUGUAUGGAUCAAACCUGUUGAUGAGGAUUCAUUUGUAUGAGAAAAACUAUAACACCAAGAUAUCGGUUACCCAAAUUUUAAGACAUACACAAGUAAUAAAAUUAAUAGGAUUCAUCUUUCUAUCUCAUACAAAUAACUACUGAUAUUCACUGAGAUGUGUAAAUGUUCUGAGUAUGGCAAAGAAAGUGUACUGGAUGGACAGUGUAAUGUGAAAUGUUUGAUAAGUCCGAAAAUGUUACCUAAUUACCUAUAAACCGAUUUUUAUUGAUUUGAUCAAUUAUUUUUAAACUUCUUUUAACAGUUUUGGAAACCUCAUCCUCUCUCAUUCUUGAUUUAGCAAAUGCCUAUGUAGGUGAUGAUACAAUUGUUGGAUAAAGGGUUGCAUGGUUAUGAUCUUAUCCAAAGGCCUAGACAGAUUGGUAAAUAUUUUUUCAGCUUAAACCAAAUGCACCUAUGAAAUUUCUAUUACAUUUCUGUUGCCUUCAUGAAAAAUAAUAUGCAGCACCUAUUGUUAAAACUUGUAUUGCUAUUUGUGAAAGUAUACCUUUUUUUCCUAAGGGAGUUAGACUAGUGAGCAGAAUAAUUUGACCAUGUAAUGGUUAAAAAAUCAUCUGUUGAUGUAAUUGAACUAAAUGCACCUUUUUAGAUAUCUUUGGUAGAAAAGAUUGUCAAGAAAAUAAACUAAAACAUAAGUAUAACCCAUUAGCCUCAAAAUAUCAGGCAUGUUGCAACUGCAUAUGUUCUGAAAAGGUUUGAAUCAUAUAUGAGGAUUGAAAAUAUAGAAUGAAACACAGUGUGUAAAUGUAAAUUUGUUAUGUACUGUUGUGUGUAGUAUGUCAUUCAUGAAUUAUAACUACAAACAGAUGCAACAAUACCAAUAAUGGCACAGAUGAAAACUGCAAGAAUUAAUUUGGUGUGUCUUUGUGGUGGUAAUUAUCAUGCAAACAAAAAGGAAUGAAGCAAUACAAAUGACUGCAAGAAGUAUAUUCUCAACCUAGAGUAACCAAAUGUUUGAGAAAUGUAUUACAAAUUAAGUGACCUAGGAAUAUGUUGAUUGCUUGACUGUGAAGGCUGUUAGUGGUAUGUAUAAAUCAAUGCUUCCAUAUACUGUGACUCUCUAAUUCUUUGUUUAGAAUCAGAGCAGUUUCUGAUGGUGACUGACAAUGUUCCAGCCAUUUCACUCAAAAGUAAUAGUAGACUGAAAUGAAUACAUGUUGUAGCUCAGAAGAGAAUCUGAAAUGGUUCAUGUAUCACACUGUUAUACAAUGAUCACUCAGCUGUGCCUGAGACCAAUAUUUGCUACCAGAAAUCUUCCUCUUCACUGUAUAUCUUCAGAUUAUUACUUUUCUGUAAAAUUCAUGAUUUUAUUUUCAUUAUUUUCAAUACCAUACAUUAAUUAACAAUGUGUUGUGUGGAGAACACGUUGAAGCAGUUUAUUUUUUGUUUUUCAAAAAAAUAAAAAUAAUAAUAAUAAUAAAUUAAACCUUCU
Messenger RNA from Xyrauchen texanus (razorback sucker), 3732 nucleotides. It is a transcript of the gene frmd5b, whose product is annotated as FERM domain containing 5b. The transcript has 14 exons. The record is from RefSeq and is a predicted model, not a curated record. Gene Ontology annotation, cellular component: cytoskeleton. Lineage: Eukaryota; Metazoa; Chordata; Actinopteri; Cypriniformes; Catostomidae. The coding region runs from base 37 to 1758 and encodes 573 amino acids.